This is a messenger RNA of Stegastes partitus (bicolor damselfish), 4982 nucleotides long. It is a transcript of the gene alpk1, whose product is annotated as alpha-kinase 1. Gene Ontology annotation, cellular component: cilium. The record is from RefSeq and is a predicted model, not a curated record. Gene Ontology annotation, molecular function: monosaccharide binding; ATP binding; protein serine/threonine kinase activity. Gene Ontology annotation, biological process: cytoplasmic pattern recognition receptor signaling pathway; protein phosphorylation; innate immune response. Lineage: Eukaryota; Metazoa; Chordata; Actinopteri; Pomacentridae. The transcript is spliced from 14 exons. The coding region runs from base 90 to 3434 and encodes 1114 amino acids.
UCUUGAACCACUCUUAAUCCAGGAAACAAGGGUGAAGAGGCCGAGAAGGGAGGACAUUCUUUCAUCACCGGCAGCGUUUGUUUACCAGAAUGGACAGCCAGGAGGUGGGAGACUUACUGGAAAAAUGCCUCGAGGCAGCAAAACCAGAAGCAGCAGGCCAACAGUCCGUCCAGCUGUCUGAACAGAGGCUAAACUACUGCAGAUGCAGAGACUCGCUGUGUGAAGAACUGGCCUCUCUGCUGCAGGAGGCCAUGGAAAUGAAGUGGCCCUUUGUGCCGGAGAAGUGGCAGUACAAGCGGUCGGUGAGCACCGAUGACAAGACCAACCUCAGCGACCUCAUUGGCAAGCACCUACCGCAAAUACUGGCUUUUCUAAAGGCGUCCAUCAUGGCUCAGGAGGCACAUUCGGCGUUAGCAGUGGUCUUCUUAGUGGAUCGCUUCCUCUACUGGAUUGACGAGUCGAGCCGGCUGCUGAAGAUUGCCAGGCUGCUCCACAAACGCUACCCUGACACCCCCAUAGCCCCGCAGCUGGUCAUACGGCACGCCAGGGUCUUUCUAAACUCUGGCAAACUGCAGAAGGCAGAGUACAUCCUGAGCAGUCUGAUUAACAACAGCGGCACAACAGGUUGCUGGAAAUACCACUCUGAAAGCGACAGGGCCCUUGUGCAAGCUGUUAGCGUUCAAGUACGUGGAAUGAUUUUGCAAAAACUAGGCCUGUGGCUCGGGGCUGCAGAGCUAAUCUGGGCUUCUCUGGUUGGUUACUACUCACUUCCUCAACCUGAUAAAAAGGGCAUUGGAACCUCUCUUGGUAUCCUGGCCAACAUUUUGGUGUCUAUGAACGAUGAGGACUUCAAAGCUUUUAGGACUAAUCAAGAUGCUGAUUUUUCUUUACUUGGGGACGGGAGUCACCGUCUUCUUUCAGCCGCCCAGGCAGCAAAGAUGGCCGUGGUGUACAGUCAGUACACUUCACUCUAUGUGUUGACAAACGUAGUGACUCAAGGCACCUGCCUGUUAUCGUACAGUUUCUCCGUGGAAUGCCCUGCCGCUCAAAGACAGUCGUUCCUCCUGCAGGCUAGAGAAGCAUUUGCAGUCGGCCUGCUCACCAAAGCAGAGGGUGACCUGGUCACGAGCAAGCAGGAGCUUCAUACCUUCCUCAAAGCUGCCUAUUCCCUCACUGUCACUCAUAAAUGGCUUGGCACUCCUCUGGAGAUUGUGGCUCAGGCAUCUCAGGCUUGCCAUGAAGCUGUGGCGAUUUUUUACAAGUACUGUCUCGCUAAUACCCAAAACAAAGAAAACCUCUGUGCUGAGAUCAUGCAUCUUGUUGCCCAAGUCAAGCUUCUGUUGCAGGUGGAGCCUUUCCCUAAUUCUGAUAAGAAAUCUUUCAUCCCUGACAGCUAUAGAAAUGUCGAAGAUGCCUCUGUAAAUUUCACCCUGGAAGGUUUCUCAAAGACAAUGCAGGAACUUCAGAAGAAUCAAGCAUCACUGUGUGAGACCAACAACACGAACCGUAGGGAAGCUAAAGAUGAGAUAGAUGGGACUCGGCUGUGUAUAACAGCGCUAGGGACAACCGUCAGUAGUCUCAACACUGAAUGCAGCACUGAAGCCUGCAGAGAGUUAAAAGACCUAACCGAAGCAGAGGCGCCACAGCAGAGAGGUUCAGACCCAUCCUUUGUGCAUCUACCUCAAAAGUUUGACCUGCAUGCCACAUCAGGAAGCAAAGAUAGCUCGUCAUGGCAUGACUUCUCUUUGAGCGGUUCAGGAUCUCCUCAGCCCAGCAGCAGUGGCUACACAGGAAGCAGUGCUAAACAUAGUAACUCCAGGAACGGUUCCUGUGCUGCUCAGAAAUCUGCAAUACCUGCGCCUUCCUCCUCCAAAGCAAGUAGUGAUUUAGAGAAGUUUAAAGUAGUACAAGCUGAAGUAGCUACAAUGGGCUCUGAGGAGGAUUGGGUGAUUAAUUUUACAGAGGGAUCGGUGGAAUCCUUAUCCCAGCUGGCUCUUAAAACAUCCAGCUCCCUCAACGAUAGUUUCAGUUCCCAGUCAUCAUGGGAGAAAAUCUCCGCUGACUCCCCCAUAUGCAGAAAACCGCAGCCAAGCGGCCUAUCAAAAGCAGAAACAAGCCAAAUGAGCAAGUCACCAGAUUCAGAUGGGAGCUUUUUUAUUAUGGAAACACGUGAUUGUGUAACCAAUGAUUCAGCUUUUGAUCGCACGUACAAAAACAGCACAUCUGAAGGGAAGGUCAGAGUGUCAUCCAAGCCACAACCUCUGGAGAACCUCAAUGUUUUCUCAAAUAUGGACACUGAAGUGGACUCAGAGCCUGUAAAACAUGAGACCGACAAGUCUGUAGCAACCCCACACCAUGUUUCACAAGAUCUCCCAGAACAGUGUGCGGUCGAAGACACCUCCACAGGAAGUUCCUUUGAGAUGCUGGAGGCGAAUCAACACGAAAAUGUGACUUCUCCAGAGAAAGUGAACGUGUCUCAGAGGAAGAACCUCUUGUGCCACAGCUGUCUAUACCCGAGAACCGAAGCUGAUUUUGCCCCCACAAGACAGUAUUUGUUGUCAGAGCGGGAUUACCAAGCACUGCUCGCCGGGGUUUGCCACGAGUGUCUGCUGCAGAGGUUGCAGAGUGAUGAGACACAAUUCAAACUCAAGAAACACAGCACUGCCUACAGUGCUCUUAAUUUAAAGUUCUCCAAGGCCACAGGACUGUGGACGGCCAGGGAGACCUGUGUUUACAUUGGAGAGGAGCUGAAGAUAAAGGAGGAGCUGAAGGGCCGCCAGAGAUCACCAAUAUGGGUACAGUUCUUACACCAGGAGGAGAGGUUAAGCAGCUAUGUCGGGAAGGAUUACUUGAAGCCGAAACAUAUCCACUUUUACCUGAAAGAUGUGGAGAGACAGAUGACCGCCCAGUACUACGUGACGGAAUUCAACAAGAGUCUCUACGAGAAAAAAGUCAUGGCUCAGAUCUUCUACAUUCCCUCCGAAGCACUGUUGCUUUUGAACGGAGACGAGAUUGUGGGCUGUGUAACGGUGGAGCCCUACAUGCUUGGAGAUUUUGUCAAGCUGACCAACAACACUGUAAAGACGAACAAGAGGUUCAAGGCUACGGAAUAUGGCCUCGCCUUUGGACACUUCACCUACCACUGCUUUGGUCACCAGGAGGUUGUUGUGGACUUGCAAGGAUGGGUGACAGCCAACGGCAAAGGGCUGACCUACCUCACUGACCCCCAGAUUCACUCCACCAGAAUCCCCAGAGGUAACUCUAACCAUGCUGAGACGGGGAUCAGACGCUUCUGGAAAGAGCAGCAUGGACCGAAGUGCAAUGAGAUUUGUCAGCUACUGAAGCUGAAAUCACCACCCUGUCCAGAGUGUCCCCUGCCUUCUGAGUCAAAUGGGAUAGGCUCCAGCCCCCCCUGCGACCCUAAUGAGGAUUAAGCGGUGUGUAGACAAUGGAUAGAUGGAUGCAGCUACCAUCGCUACCACCACCCACCCACACAUUCUUGCUCAAUAACUUUAAGGAGUUGCAGAUGUGAACAUGGUUUCGUAAUCGUCAAGAGCAAUGUUUUAAAAUUUCCUGGAAGACUUACUGUUGGGAAUUCAGGCACGGAAAUGAGCAACAUGUCCUUGAUGCAAGAUUCCAGAACUUACAGGUUUACAUGAUUUAGUUUGAAUAGUUAAAUCAAAGUACUGUGUUUCUCAUAAUGUAUUUUUUUUCAAUGUACGAAUCAUAAUUGUGUAUUUUUAGCUACCAAAUCCCACUAAUCUUAGAUAGACUUUGGGGUUUAUAAGAUUCUAUUAUAUAAACAUUGCAGUAAAAUGCUCUUUUAAGAAUCAUGGAAAUCUGCAAAAUGUUGUCAUUUUGUUAGCUUUUCUGCAGAAUGCUGGAAGAAUACGGAGUUGACAGAGAAUUCUAAAAUUAAAAAAUGACCAACAUCUUUGACACUUGGUACAACACUUAUGGAUGAAGGAUCACUUCUCCACACUGAUAACAACCAGGCUGUUUUGUCCGAAGGUCAAGUGCUGUUGCCUGGAAUUACCUGAGUGCAUUCAUUCAAAUACUGUAAUUUAGUCCAGGUUUGAGGUAUUUUUCCUUGACUUUAUUAUUUUAAUGUUAUACUACUUUAUACUUGCACUCCACUCCAUUUCAAAAUUAAAUAUUCUCCUUUCUACUCCAGCUAUGCAGUGGAUAAUACAACAAGCUUUUAAAAUAUGACACAUUGUUAAAGAUUAAACCAAAGUUUUACAGUCCCUCUGUUGGAUUGAUGUCUUAAAAAGCGGCGCGUGAUUGGGUUAGUUGUCAACUAACCACGCACCCAACCACCAACAGCUGAACUUCUCAUGUGGUUUCAAUGAUCCAAUAUCUCACCAUAGGUGAGAAGUUGGGAGAAAAAUAUUUAUAAAUGUGUAUAAAACUGUACACAGUAUGACUAAAGCUGCAGCAGCUACAACAGUGACAUGCUGUAUACAUACUGCUUAAGAAUGAAUAAUAUAAUUAUGCCAUAUAUAUGACUGCAUCAAUCAGAAAUCAAAAGUUUUACUUUCAUGCUUUAAAUACUUUGUGGUGCUAAUUCUCCUGAGUAGGAUUUUCCAUGUAGAACUUUUACCUGUAAUGGAAUGUUUUUACUUUACCAUAUGCCCCAAAACAUCUAAAGUCAGUAAGUCAGUCAGUCAGUCAGUAAAUAAAAAAUGUUAAGUAAAUUAUAAAUUACCCCACAAAACUACAGAAACAUUUUGUGUUAUAGCUGCUACCAGUGUGAGUAUUUACUGUUGGUAUUGAACAGUGUUUUCAGUGAUGUGUUGAGUCAUGAAAACAUGUGACUUUGUUAUAUAAUAAAAUCCUUGUUUUGUGUUUGCAAAAAAAAGUUUUUCACUGUUUCUUCUCUAUGCCACUGGAUUGCUGUCGAUAGCGGUCUAAACCAGAAACUGCCUGUAAUAAAUCCUUUUAAAUGUACAGCUGUGGCUUGAUUAAAAGUUUCAACCAUG